AUGUCACUACAGCCGCUACGUGGAGAUUAUGAUAAAACUAAAACCCGAGGUCGUAAUUGGAGCACAGAAGAAGACGAAGCGCUCUGUUUGGCCUGGCUCAAUAUUUCACAAGAUCCAAUUAGCGGAACAGGCCAAAAACUGGACACUCUGUACAGUCGUGUGUUCAGUUUAUUUAUUGAGCUGUGUACGGAAAGAGGUUACUACAAUGCUGAACUGCGAGGAGUCACGGGAGUAAAACACAGAUGGCUACUGAUCAGUAGGGCAUGCAGUAAAUUUGCGGGCUGUGUGACCCAGGUGCUUACUAAACAGCAAAGCGGUGCCUCAAGCUCUGAUUUUAUGAAACAGGCACUGAUUCUUUAUAAAACGGCCACAAAAUCACCAUUUGUAUUGCUUCAUGCUUUCAAAAUUCUAGAAAACGCGCCGAAGUGGCAGGUGUAUAUGCACAACAAAAACAAAAAUUGUUCUGAAUCGCCAAAGAAUGUAAAUGAAGGAAGUGGUAAAGAAAACAGUUGCCCCUUGACCAAUACCUCUAGGCCCAUGGGUUUAAAACGCUCUAAAAAUUCAGGAAAGGUCGAUUCCGUAGCCAAUGCAGCUGUUCAACUUGCGCAGGCAAGUGACAAAAUAGCUGAAAUCGCCAAGAAGAAAAUAGAGCUUGGUUUGCAAAAAACGCACGCUUUCAACCGCAUGGUCGAUCACUCGAUCAUGAGUGUUGACUUUUCCAAAUUAAGUGCCGUGGCGAGAACGUACUAUAGGCGAGAACAAGCCAGAAUUUUGGCAGAAGUGAUGAAACAUGGUGUGGAACAUAACAAUCGAUCUUCUGAACUGGCUUCAGAUGAAGAGUCUCUCAACCCCAUCGAAUUAUUGGAAACGGAUGAAGAGGAUGACUCCAACAGUAACCCACAGCGAAAAAAAUUGAGACAAGAAACAGAAAGAAACCUAAGCGAUUUUGUUGAAGAUGCAGAUGGUGUGCCAUCCGACAUCGACGGUUUGGAUGAUUCAAAUCCAAUCGAGUUUCUCGAAGAAGCUUCGGACUAA
Messenger RNA from Uranotaenia lowii, 1035 nucleotides. RefSeq lists its product as uncharacterized. The record is from RefSeq and is a predicted model, not a curated record. The transcript has 2 exons. Lineage: Eukaryota; Metazoa; Arthropoda; Insecta; Diptera; Culicidae. Bases 1 to 1035 code for a protein of 344 amino acids.